GUAGCGGGUAAUUAAGUGAUCCGCUACAAAGUGGCUUUUGUGAAUCUUUUUAAAUUUCUUCACUUUAAGUUGGCAUAAAAAACUCUUCAUAUUGUCGAGCUCACGUCCGCAGCAAUGGUUAAUGUUCAUAAAGGAAUUCUCGUCAAUGACCCUGCUAUGAAACAAUUUCUCCUACAUUUAGCAGAAAAUUUAGUUUUGGGCAAAAAUUUCGUACAUACAGAUUUAGAUGACUAUCAUUUGUUUAUCGAUGCAGAUAUUCUUAGUAAACUUCAAGAGAAAGUAGAUGGUCUGAUGGAGAGUUUAUCUUUUCCAAUGACUGUUGAAAAUGAUUGAUUUUGUUGUUCCAUUUUUGAAUGUUCACUGUUCAGUCAUCCUACACUUUCCUUGUUUUUGUAAAAAUGCGACAGUUGUUCUACUGUUUAUCAGUAUUCUGUAAAUGGCGUUAUUCCCUAUAAUCUGACUACUUAUACGUACAAUGUCGUAUUUUGUAAAUAACUAAUAUGUAAAGAUGACUUUCGAAAUAUACGGUUUUACAUUA
Messenger RNA from Schistosoma intercalatum, 538 nucleotides. The record is from the annotation of a GenBank genome assembly. Lineage: Eukaryota; Metazoa; Platyhelminthes; Trematoda; Strigeidida; Schistosomatidae.